Molecule: messenger RNA, 390 nt
Organism: Pollicipes pollicipes
Lineage: Eukaryota; Metazoa; Arthropoda; Thecostraca; Pollicipedomorpha; Pollicipedidae
Product: glycine receptor subunit beta-type 4-like
Exons: 3
Coding region: 1-390 (129 amino acids)
Biological process (GO): monoatomic ion transmembrane transport
Cellular component (GO): membrane
Molecular function (GO): transmembrane signaling receptor activity; monoatomic ion channel activity
Source: RefSeq, a predicted model, not a curated record
AUGACAUUUUUUGAAAGCAUCUGUGUACCCUGGAGUCAGCCGUUUGAUGACUUGAAGGCCAUAGACAUAUGGAUGGGUGUGUGCACGGGCUUCAUUUUCGCUGCUCUGCUUGAGUUCACCCUGGUCAACUAUCUCUGGAGGAAGCGCCCGACGCUUCAGGAGUUCCAGAACGCCAUCUCCAGGGAGCACGAGCACCAAGACCUGCACGACGAGAACAACUGGACCAAUGUCAAGAGCAAGACGAAGCACCACCCGCACCUGCUCUUCCACGAACUCCAGAAGACGGAAUCCAAGAAGCAGGCGCAGAAGAUCGACGAGAUCUCCCGGAUCAUCUUCCCGAUCGGCUUCCUGUGCUUCAACGUCGCGUACUGGCCUUACUACAUGCUAUGA